Messenger RNA from Lycium barbarum (goji berry), 588 nucleotides. RefSeq lists its product as uncharacterized. Gene Ontology annotation, molecular function: catalytic activity. NCBI's taxonomy places the organism in Eukaryota, Viridiplantae, Streptophyta, Magnoliopsida, Solanales, Solanaceae. The record is from RefSeq and is a predicted model, not a curated record. The coding region runs from base 1 to 588 and encodes 195 amino acids. The transcript has a single exon.
AUGACCUCCAAAGGUGCUCUUGAAAGACUAACCAAGGUAGUCAAACUUUAUAAUAUAGAUUUUGUUGCUUUGCAAGAACCUUUUUUUAAAAGCAAUAAAGUUGAUAAGUUUAGGAGAAGGUUAGGAUUUGACCAUGCCAUCUCCAAUUCACAUAGUAAAGUCUGGAUUUUCUGGAAUACUAACAUUGUUUGUUCAGUGAUUUCCAAGACUAGACAACAGGUUACUUUGCAGGUUGACUGGCAGAGAAGUACAUAUAUGUCUUGGAUAACUAUUGUAUAUGCUAGAUCAAGAGCUAACAAAAGAAAACAUCUUUGGCAGAAAUUAAGAGACUUAAAUUCUAUCAUUGAUGGUCCAUGGGUCAUUGGUGGGGAUUUCAACUCUAUAAUGGAAGCUGAAGAGAAAAAAUGGGGUGCCUCUUUUAGACUAAGUACUUGUUUAGAUUUUAUAAACUGUAUGGAUGAUUGCGGUAUGACUGAUGCUGGAUUUGUAGGUAAUAUUCACACUUGGUGUAAUGGCAGAGGAGGUACUGGAAGAAUCCAUAUGAGACUAGACAGGCUUUUUCACAAUGAGGAAUGGGCUACUAGAUAG